Molecule: messenger RNA, 2364 nt
Organism: Oryza sativa Japonica Group (Japanese rice)
Lineage: Eukaryota; Viridiplantae; Streptophyta; Magnoliopsida; Poales; Poaceae
Product: protein IQ-DOMAIN 31
Molecular function (GO): protein binding
Source: RefSeq, a predicted model, not a curated record
GCGCUCUCGCUGCUGUUUUCUUUUUCUUCUUCUCGCUGAGCUCUACUACUGCACUACACUACCACUCUCUUCGCGUUCUCUCUCGCUGCAAUGGAGGCGUAGUGUUGGGAGGAGGGAGGGAGAGAGAGAGGGAGAGAGGGAGCUAGGGUUUUUGGGCCGCCGCUGCCUCCUUGAGUUCGUCGUCCCUCCGGCUCCGAACCCUUGGGCGUGCGGCAGUGUAGGCUCCAAUGGGGAAGUCUCCGGCGAAGUGGAUCAAAUCCGUGCUCUUCGGGAAGAAGUCAUCGAGGUCCGGCUCUACCAAGGCGAAAGAUUUAUCGAAGGGCUCGAACAACAAAGGGUAUGCUGCUGCUGGGAAGGAUGCUGGGUUUGAGAGCUCCCCGGUGAUAUCGGAGCCGGUGCUCGUUACACCUCAUAACAAUGAGGCUGUCCAGGAGGUUGGGAGGGGUGAGAAUUCCAGCUUACAAGGUGAAGUGGUGGUGCGCGAUGUCAGUCAAGACCUGGAGAAGCAGAAUACUGUCGUUUCCGAUGCGUCCAACGACCCCGAGAGGUUGAGAGAGGAACAAGCGGCCGUCAAGGCACAAGCUGCCUUCCGAGGCUAUCUGGCACGUCGGGCAUUCCGUGCGUUGAAAGGAAUCAUAAGACUCCAAGCCCUGAUUCGUGGGCAUCUCGUAAGGAGGCAAGCCGUUGCAACUCUUCGUGCAACAUGGUUGAUUGUGAAGUUUCAAGCUCUAGUCCGUGGUAGGAAUGUCAGACUUUCUACUAAUACCAUUCAAGUCAACUGGAAGCUUGUUCAACAACAGUCGGGGAGUGGUAAGCGGGAUGCAUGGAAGGAGAAAUUGUCUUCAAAUGCAUUUGCUCGUAAGCUUUUAGCUUCACCAAUUCUGGUAGAGGCUCUCCAUUUUCAAUAUGAUGAGAGGGAUCCAAAUUCAGCCUUCAACUGGUUGGAGAGAUGGACCAUAGGUCGUGUCUGGAGGCCCAUUUCACAUCCAAAGAGAGCUGCUGUUACUGAUGCCAAGCCACACACAAGGAAGGCCAGUUAUGCAAUGGAAACAGAGUCAGGGAAGUUGAAGCGCAAUUCUCGGAGAAGUUCUGCUGCACCAGUUGAGUCCUCUCAGACGAACAUAGCCAUGGAAACUGAAAAAUCAAGGCGAAACCCAAGGAAAUUCACUAGCUCUACUGCUGAUUCAGUGCCCGAAAGUCAGUUAACUGAACUUGAGAAGGUCAAACGUAACCUUAGGAAGGUAACUAAUUCUAUGGCUGAGGCUUCAAAGGUAUCUACUCCUGCAACUGAGAUCCCUGAACGCCAAGAGGUCCAAUGUGAGAAACCACAGCGAACUGCAGAAGAAGUUCCAAAUUAUCCUGAGAUCCAAGAACCUCAGAAUGGUAAUCUGUUGGAAAAUGCUAAGACGGAUAUCCUGGUACCUGAUCUUCAACCUGAACCGGAGGUUCCUUCUUAUCAAGUUGAAACUGAAGAAAAAGUUGCUGAACUGACUGUUGCUGACCCUACGGUAGAAACUAUGCCGCUGCAAGAUAUCCACAAUGAAGAAAAUGCUUUAGUAAAUGAUAUGGAACAGAGAUCCAAAGAAGAACCUCUUUCUACUGAGAGCCUUAAAAGCAGCAAGAGGAGGUCUUCAUUCUCAACCAAGACAGAGUAUCCAGAAAAUGGUUCAAAGAAUUCGCCUGCUGUUCCCAGCUACAUGGCUGCAACACAAUCUGCGAAGGCGAAACUGCGGGGACAGAAUUCACCCAGACUUAGUUCUGACUCUGCGGAGAAAAAUGGCUUCACCAGGCGCCAUUCCCUCCCAUCCUCUAAUGGUAAGUUGAACUCGCACUCGCCGCGUACACAAAGGCCAACCCAUGCUGGUGGCAAAGAGGGAGUGAAGGCUGACAAGUCUAUGCUAUCAUCAAGAGACGCAAGUGAAAGACCUGCCAAAGCUGAAUGGAAACGCUGAAGAGUUCAUCGAUCGAGCACCAAAUCCUCCUGUUGGGUUGCGCAACAUUCGGGUGGAUGACGACGAUGAUGGCGUCUGCAGUUUGAUCCAAUUGUUUUGCUUCCGAUGUAAAAAAGAUGUUCUCCCCAUCCGUGACAGUGAACCAGCUGCUUUGUUGUGGUUUGUAUCUGGUGCGAUUUGACUUAUUUCUAUAGGGUUUUUGCGUCCUUUCCUCUGCCAUGUUCAUGUAUAGCUGAAGCGUUUCCGGUUUGCUUUUGAUUUCCCUGCCUCCCCGAGACACCCUGCUUUUGUUGAGCAAGAGAGCUGCUGAUGUUAGAGAGAACUUGUUGGAUUGAACAAUCUUAUCCCAUUUGGACAUCUCUUCUGCGUUUUCUUCUUAUAACUGACUAGCGAGUUGUGCCAUUCCAUGACA